CAACCUACCCUUGUCCUCUCACACGGCUCAGGCCGUACUGCCCUCUGCGACUUCGACCUGCGCACCUAGAUCUUCCAGUCUACUCGGGGAAGGUUGAUCGAUCUCUUCCUCCGGUCAUUGUAUCUCCUAAAGCACCACCACCCCCUCUCUAUCUCGCCUAUUGUUCCUGCAAGUCUGCUUGACUUGUGAGCAUCGUCGAAUCCUUUUGCUGCUGCUUCAAGGUCAAUAAUGGAGCACCCCAAUCCUCCCCACCGGCCAUGGGAGGAACCACGUUCCACCCAACAACCCCCGCAGCCUCAAAACAACCAGGUCUUACCCUCGAUCUCGACCUUGACGGCGAAUAUGUCCUUGGGCUCGAUCACUUCCGCAGAAAGAUCGCCAGCUCAAACCACACUCGAAAGAGACUCGGGGACUUGGUCCAUGUCCCAAAGUGCCCGGUCCUCUACCUACUCAAACACGACAAAUGGCACCCAUGGUACCCAUGGGACCCAGCGCCCCGACUACCCUGAAUCACGUCGCAGCAGCAUCGACAGCCGAAUGAACCAAGGCCUGAGCUCUCUGGCCCUUAAUCCAACCUCGCCAUACCAGAGUGCAAAUGUCUCUCAGACUUCCAUCGUAUCAGGCCUUCAGCGAGAGCGAGGUAUUCCGACAGACUACGCGGCGACGCCCUCAACCCAUCGUGGACCGCGAUAUAUAGGGAAUCAGGCGUUAUCGCCGCUGGGCCCCCGGGUUGGGGAGCACCGAAGUUUCCCAGCUGGACGCACUGCUCCCGCAAUUAGCUCCAACCCGGAAGCCAAGAUUUACAACGCCGAGACUCCUAUUCCAGGCAUGCCGUAUGCUUUCCCUGAUCCGUACGUUGCUCGUCCCUCAGAGAAACCUGGCCGGCUAUCAGAUCAAAUUUCUCGGCGCGAUAGCGGUACGGAGUCCCUUGCAAGCAGCAGAUUCACCAAUGAUGCUCGAUUGCCCCAAGGACAGCAGGAAUUGCCACAGAGUGUCCACCAUCAUUCCCUCCAUCAUAAGCAGGUUCGAAAUUUGAUGGGUGACAAUGAGUCUACCAACGGUUCUACUCCAUACAGUAGAACGCCAGAAUUGAGAAUAUCUCAUAAGCUGGCUGAAAGGAAGCGGCGCAGCGAAAUGAAAGAUUGUUUUGAAGCCCUACGUACCAGGUUGCCUUCGACCCAAAAUAAUAAGUCUAGCAAGUGGGAAACACUAAACAGAGCAAUGGAUUACAUUACUCAGCUUGAGAAGAAUCUUGCACAAUCUCAACAGGAACAGGACCAAUUACGCGCAGAGCUCGAUGACCUCCGGAGAUUCACCGGCCAACAUCCGCAGCAACCUGCACUAUCAAGGCAAACAUCUGCAUUUGAUCUACCUCAUCCAGCUCCAACGUUGCAGCCGAACGGCAUCGCAAGUUCAUCACAGGGGUCGACUUUGUUCUCCUCACCAUUCUCAGGAUCGAGCACUUCGCUUGCGCCUCCACCUCCUGCACAGGAUCCAUCUAGAACACUCCCACCAUUAGUAAACACGCCCCUUGCUCCAAUGCAAGGAGUGCAGUAUACUGAGGAACGGAGAUGAGGGUCCAAGAUCUGCCAUAAAUCAUCCACGACCUGAGUUUUCCGUCAGCGUACCUGUUAGCUGCUCCUCCCCGACUCUUUCGCUAGAGUGAUCUCUAGCUUUAGGAUGUACUCGAAUCGAAAGGCCACUCUGAUGCUGCCAUCUUUACACUAGUUCGACGAUCGGUCACCUCAUAUCAACCGUUACCAGGUCUAACUCCUUUUUUUUCGGGCUAACCUGCCGGUUUGCUCUAGCUUUGUUUAACAUUGCUAUCACACCAUGGAUUCUCUCUCUGCAGUAUACUAUAUUUAUACCCCCAUUUCUGUCACUUUAAAAUGCGUUAGCCAAAUGACUCGCCUUUAUCCCUGCGUGUACCGGUUUACUAUCUUUUCACUGUACCUCUUAACUGACCUCCCCUCGUUGAAACCUCAUUGUUAAUUUUUGGUGGUAUUAUUGCUCUCAUUAUCAUUUCGGCCUGGAAUUUGGGGUUGUGGUUUUGGGCUUGUUUGCUUUGCUCCCUUUGGCAUCGGUGUUAAUUCAUUUGCGUCCGGCUUCGAAUUUAUGCGUACGGCGCAGUGGUAAUUUGAAACUUGGAUGGGAAGACUUUUGGUCCCUUCCUUUUUUUUGCCUUUUUUUGGUCCAUCUUUCGUCUACUCUUGGAGAAGCAAGAAAACUUGUUGUAAUCCCACUUUUGUUAAUGUUUGCUGGCUUGCUCUUUGCAAAAGUGCCUUUCGAAUGUUGUAUCUCAUUUAAGUUUCUUUUUGUCCCGCAUAACAGCCAGGCUUCAUAAGAGAUAUUUCAUGGGACAGAAAAGUUCAGCUGAUAAUUCAUUUCUCAGGUGUGGUGUUUUUGAAUGAAAGCUCCGGGGUCGGGUCUUUCUCUUUGCGCCUUUUGUUAUUGAAUGGCGAAGGGUGUCUAAUGUUGAUUGGAUGGGUCGCUGCGGUGCAGUGGGCAUUUGUCUACACCUUUCUCUCUCUCUCUCUUUUUCUUUCUUUCUUUCUAUUCUUUUUCUUUUUUAAAUACAAAAUUUAUAUUAAUGGAUGGAUCUGGCUGUUGA
This is a messenger RNA of Coccidioides immitis RS, 2611 nucleotides long. RefSeq names its product HLH transcription factor Hpa3. Gene Ontology annotation, molecular function: protein dimerization activity; DNA-binding transcription factor activity. NCBI's taxonomy places the organism in Eukaryota, Fungi, Ascomycota, Eurotiomycetes, Onygenales, Onygenaceae. Gene Ontology annotation, biological process: positive regulation of transcription by RNA polymerase II. Gene Ontology annotation, cellular component: RNA polymerase II transcription regulator complex. The coding region runs from base 229 to 1575 and encodes 448 amino acids. The record is from RefSeq and is a predicted model, not a curated record. The transcript has 4 exons.